Molecule: messenger RNA, 590 nt
Organism: Aspergillus glaucus CBS 516.65
Lineage: Eukaryota; Fungi; Ascomycota; Eurotiomycetes; Eurotiales; Aspergillaceae
Exons: 1
Coding region: 143-475 (110 amino acids)
Source: RefSeq, a predicted model, not a curated record
AUAUAGCGAGAUCAUUUUGAACAUCGACAUGUUGACUCUGAGUACAACAAUGAGAAAGAGUGAGGAAGAGUUGACUCCGGUGCUUGACUCCAGGGCGAUUAGUCAGUCAUUAUAGAGUGCUCAUUGGCUGAAAUCGUACACAAUGGCUGACUCCGGGCUGACUCCGGUCCCGCGAUACUAUGGGCUCUUGUGGCUUGAUUUCCUAACGCUUCUUCGCAUUUUCCAUGGACUGCUUCUAUAUAUUCAUAAUCAAUGUCUGAAAGCCGUUGAGAACCCGGUCUGGGGACUCUUCCUCCAUUACGCCUUGAUGGCUGCACCAUGCUUCGUUUUUCUUAUCCUGUAUCAAAGGGGCUGUCUAUCCCUCCAAUUGAAUCUACAAGCCUUCUUAUCGGGCUCAGAAUUAGCAACUUGCUGGUCAAGAAUUACCAUCCAAUCUGUAUCCUAUUUGUACUGCAUGCUUGGUGCUUGUGUAUGAAUCUGCUAACUACGGGGUAUGUACCGCUAGCUAUAUGUCCGGCCAGCUCCGAUACCGAAGCCAGCCAGCAAACACGAUACACACCCUGAAUCUAAUCAUAAUUUAUUUAGGAGAU